AUGACUGAUAAAGGCAAUUCCUAAACAAAGCAACCAACUUAAGCUAGUAUAGUUUAAAGAAACAAGCUUUUGAGACGUUAAGUGAGAGAUUACAUUAUAAAAAUGUCAGGUUUCAUCAUUUCAGUUACUUAUUUAGCACCAUUAGACAGAAUUCAGAAGCUUUUAUAAGUUCAAAAUGUAAAUUCUUUGAUUCCGCCUGAUCAAAGAUACAAAGGAUUCAUGGAUUGUGUAUAUAAAGUCUAUCGAGAUCAAGGUUUGCUUUCUUUUUGGAGGGGUAAUUUGGCAAGUAUCACUUCAUCAUCUUUCGGAUUGCUUUUAACUAUGAUCUUCAAAAAUAAAUUGAACAAGCUAAAUGGGAGUGAGACAUUCAUGGCUGAUCAUAAAAACUUGAUUCGCUUGAUGAUUAACGGAGGUAUAUCAGGUGUACUAUCAUAGCUUUUCGUCUAUCCAUUGUAUAUUGUUAAAACUAGACUAUAAACAGAUGUUGGUACUGCUCCAAAAAACAGAGAGUUUUACAACAUGAAUGAUUGCAUUGACAAACUCUAUUAGAAAGAAGGCUUAAGGACAUUUUACACUGGGUUUUCAUUAUUUUUAUUGAAGAACUUUAUCUAUAAGGGAAUAUUUUUUGGUCUUCAAGACUUCUAUCUCAAUAAUAAGGCUAAUCGUAAAGAGUAAAUUAGUCAAAUAGAAAAUUUUAAAGUGGCAUCAAUUAUCGUUUUCAUAACAGAGACUACUUGCUAUCCACUUAGUCUAAUUUUGAAUAGACUAAUCGUCUAACAAGGUAAAUCUGAUAAGUUAUUCUCCUCAAUACUUUAAUGUAUUAACUGGACAAUGAAAAAUGAAGGUUUAAUAGGGUUUUAUAGAGGAAUUCUUCCAUUAUAUGUCAAGACUUACAAUUCAUCCAUACUCGUUUUACUCUACAACUACUACUAUUAGACAUAAUUGCCUAAUAGGAAAUUGUUGUGA
Molecule: messenger RNA, 966 nt
Organism: Stylonychia lemnae
Lineage: Eukaryota; Ciliophora; Spirotrichea; Sporadotrichida; Oxytrichidae
Source: the annotation of a GenBank genome assembly